UUUAACCUUUGACCCCUGACCUCAUUUGAAUCCCACAUGGUUGCAGCAGGAGCUCCGGCAUGCCUGAGUUAAGAGCUGGAACACAGAAAAACAGCGAAAUGAGUAAAGUUAAAUCGAAGAAACGAAACGUCGAGGAAGACGAGGAAAAUCUCUUCACUACAGACGGCGGUCAUCUGGAUGACAGUGAUGAAGGGAAUGAUGAUCUCUCGGACAGUGAGGAGAGUGUCUUCUCCGGGCUUGAAGACUCUGGAAGUGAUGAUGAGAGUGAUGAUGAUGAUGAUGAUGAUGAGGCAGAAGAGGCAGAUGUCAAUGAAAACGGAAAGAGUGAAGCAGAGAGCAGUGAGACUUCCACCAAAACUGCAGGCAAAACUCAGGAUCAGAAGGUUAAGAGCAGAAAGCUGCAGAAGGAAAAGCAAGCGGCUGAAGCAGAAGGGAAGCGUGUGAAAUCGAGUGGAUCUGCUCAGGUGGAUGAGUACGAUCAGGACACUUCAGAUGAAGAGGACAUCCGCAACACUGUGGGUAACAUUCCAAUGGAAUGGUACAAAGAUUAUCCCCACAUCGGCUAUGACCUGGAUGGCAAAAAAAUAAUCAAACCGAUCAGGAGUAAGGAUGAGCUUGACGAAUUCCUAGACAAGAUGGAGAACCCUGAUUACUGGCGCACUGUCCAUGAUAAGAUGACUGGCACAGAUAUCCGACUAUCCGACGAGCAGGUGGAUCUGGUGCACCGCCUCCAGCAAGGCAAAUUUGGUGAUGUUAACUUCAACGAGUAUGAGCCUGCAAUCGACUUUUUCUCCAAUGAAGUGAUGAUCCAUCCGGUGACCAACAGGCCUGAGGACAAGCGCAGCUUCAUUCCAUCUCUCAUUGAGAAAGAGAAGGUAAGCAAGCUGGUUCAUGCUAUAAAGAUGGGCUGGAUUAAGCCACGCAGGCCCAAAGACACCACACCUCAGUACUACGACCUGUGGGCACAAGAGGACCCCAACGCUAUUCUGGGGCGCCACAGAAUGCACAUUCCUGCCCCAAAGAUGAGACUGCCGGGUCACGAGGAGUCCUACAAUCCUCCUCCAGAGUAUCUGCUCACAGAGGAAGAGAAGCUGGCAUGGGAGCAGCAGGACCCAGAGGACCGCAAGCUGAACUUCCUGCCGCAGAAAUACCCCUGUCUCCGUGCUGUCCCCGCCUUCUCACGCUUCAUCCAUGAGCGAUUCGAGCGCUGCCUUGACCUCUACCUGUGUCCUCGUCAGCGCAAAAUGAGAGUCAAUGUGAACCCAGAGGACCUGAUCCCCAAGCUGCCCAAACCCAAAGACCUGCAGCCGUUCCCCACCACACAGUCGCUGGUGUACCGCGGUCACUCCAGUCUGGUUCGCUGCAUCAGCGUGUCCCCCAGCGGGCAGUGGCUGGUAUCAGGCUCAGACGACUGCACCGUUCGCUUCUGGGAAGUGAGUACAGCUCGCUGCCUGAAAACGGUGGAGGUGAGCGGGGCUGUGAAGAGUGUGGCCUGGAGUCCAAACCCUGCCGUGUGUCUGGUAGCUGUCACCUAUGGUGAGACUGUAGUGCUGAUUAACCCUGGGCUUGGAGAUCGUCUGAUCUGCAGUGCCACUGAUCAGCUCAUCUCAUCCUACGAGGAGCAGGAGGAGGCCAAGGAGCAGGCCGUGCAAUGGGCCGUCGCUGAGGGCAAAGAUCACGAUCAGGGACAACGGCUCAUUCUCACACACCCCAAGGCUGUGAGACAGGUGACCUGGCAUGGGAAAGGUGACUACCUGGCCUGUGUCAUGCCCGAUGACGGCAGUAGUCUGCAGGUGUUGAUCCACCAGGUUAGCAAGCGGCGCACGCAGAACCCCUUCCGCAAGAACAAGGGCAUGGUGCAGUGCGUCUCCUUCCAUCCCAUCCGGCCCUACUUCUUUGUGGCCACACAGCGCUACGUCCGCAUCUACAACCUCAUCAAACAGGAGCUCAGCAAGAAGCUCAUGACCAACUGCAAGUGGAUCUCUAGCAUGGCUGUGCACCCGGGAGGUGACAACGUGAUCUGCGGCAGCUACGACUGUCGACUGGCCUGGUUUGACCUGGAUCUGUCUACAAAGCCGUAUAAAGUGCUCCGGCAUCAUAAGAAGGCUCUGAGGAGCGUGGCCUACCACAAGCACUACCCUUUGUUUGCCUCUGGAUCAGAUGAUGGCAGCGUUGUUGUCUGUCAUGGGAUGGUGUACAAUGACCUGCUGCAGAAUCCCCUCAUCGUCCCAGUCAAAGUUCUGAAAGGUCACACCAUCACGCAUGACUUAGGGGUGCUUGACGUGGCUUUCCACCCCACCCAGCCCUGGGUCUUCUCCUCCGGGGCAGAUGGAACAGUCCGUCUCUUUACCUAGUCAUCACCUUCUGUCUGUAGUUUAGUGAUUAAGUGAUUUUUAAACUGUACAAGUUUUAGUACAUCUUGUUACUCCUAGAAAAUGUACGUGCUCAGAAUAAAUUUUUUUGACUUGUCAAGUUUUUUAUAAAAAAAAAUGAAUAAAUAAAAAGAAAGAAAUGAAAUAUCAGGCGAAUUUGAGAAGUUGAGCGCUUUCUCGAGUGCGUGAAGCAGAAGCGUGUCGGAUUCCUCCAGCCUAGCCCUGAAUGAGCGAGCGGUCCUGAAGGCCUUUUCCCACACUGGGCCGAGCAGCUGUCUCACGGUGAAUCAAGACUGAACCUCUAAUCCUUGGACAAGGAGACAACUCAUGAAAAAGUAUAUGUUCAACUAUUAGUCAUGCCAAAAGAAACAACAAAGAACAGAGUUAAAGCUGUGCGCUUCAGGAGUCCUGUUCCUCCCAAGCUCAUUUUUCAAUUAAACCCUUGUUUUACGUCCUGAUUUUAAAAUGCUGUUCAGUUAUUUGCCAGUAUUCGUGAUCAGGCACACUGCAUGGAGUCAUUAAACAUGUUGAGUUGUGAAACAUUGACUGAGUGAAUUUCUGAGAAACGUUAUUUUUAAUUAAACCUGUUGUUCCUUCAA
Hemibagrus wyckioides is the source of this 2971-nucleotide messenger RNA. RefSeq names its product BOP1 ribosomal biogenesis factor (gene bop1). Lineage: Eukaryota; Metazoa; Chordata; Actinopteri; Siluriformes; Bagridae. The coding region runs from base 60 to 2354 and encodes 764 amino acids. The transcript is spliced from 16 exons. Gene Ontology annotation, cellular component: PeBoW complex; preribosome, large subunit precursor. Gene Ontology annotation, biological process: ribosome biogenesis; maturation of LSU-rRNA from tricistronic rRNA transcript (SSU-rRNA, 5.8S rRNA, LSU-rRNA). Gene Ontology annotation, molecular function: protein binding; ribonucleoprotein complex binding. The record is from RefSeq and is a predicted model, not a curated record.